AGUGCGCCGUGAGGCCUUUCGGCAAGCGGACGUUCGUCACUCUUCUGUUAAGAAUUGGUGUUGUAUAAAUGAAAAAUGAAUCGCCGACUAAACGAAAAUCAUAUUGCGCAAAUUAUAAACGAUUUUAGUGACUCGGAAAGCGAAGGCAUAGGAGACACGACUCAAGAGAACAUUUUGGAAGAAGUAGGUGAUAUAAGUGACUGUAAAUCAAUACAUAGCGAACAUAAUUCAGCGUCUGAAAUAGAGGAAAGCGAUGAGUCUUCCGCCGCUGAGUCCGCAGAAGAUACAACCAGUAAUAGUUUUUACGGUAAAAACCGGUUCAAAUGGAGCAAAACUCCUCCACAUUCAUCUCGUAUUAGACAGCACAACAUUAUCGAAGAGCGCGCGGGUUUGAAAGGGCCUGCUCUUUCUAAGAAUGAAAUGUCACCAAUAGAAACAUGGGAACUAUUGCUUGCUGAUGAUAUAAUCCAACUUAUAGUGCAGUAUACUAAUCAAAAGCUAGAAGCUAAAUAUAUUUCACCACUGAUACGACCUUACUAUGCCAAAAACAUAGAUAGUUGUGAGUUGCGAGCUUAUUUUGGAUUACUUUUACUUACUGCAAUUUUCAAGUCAAAUCACGAAGAUGUUAGAUCAUUAUGGGCAUCUGAUUACACUGGUAGAGACAUAUUUCGUGGCGUAAUGGGAUUGAACAGAUUUUUGUUCAUUCAUUUCAAUAUCACAUUUGAUGACCUUAGCACACGGGAACAAAGGAAGUCCACUGACAAACUGGCUUUGAUAAGCGAAAUGUUUGAUAAAUUUAUCCAAAACUGCAGUAACAACUAUACUUGCUCGGAAUAUUUAUGUAUAGAUGAAAUGUUGGUGAAAUUUCGAUUCGUGAAAGUCUAUUGCAAUGUCUCUUAUAAAGCCACACAUUUGCCAAAGACUGGAAAAUCAUACUAACUUGACCAAAGAUGUAAGAGCGAUAAUGAUCAAGUUGAUCGACAAAGAGCAGACUUUGCCUAGCUCAGAUGAACCUGGUCCUAGUACCCCAAAAAUUAAGCGAAGAUGUUAUAGUUGUCCCAGAUCUAAAGAUAAAAAAGUACUAUUGUCUGUAAGUCUUGCAAGAAAACUAUUUGCAAUCCUCAUUCAGUAGGAAUUACUUAUUGUUUACCAUGCCUACCCAAAGAAUAAUUUUUAACGUUAGUUUAGGGUAGUACGUUUCAAGUAUUAUCAUUUUUUUUUCUAUAAUGUUAAUUGUUUAAUUUUCGUAUAAUUACUUCUCUUUGAUUCUUAUUUUAUUAGAAAAAAAUAUUAAGUUAGUUAGAAGUUGACUUUUUGUUAAAUUUUAGUACAUUGUGCCUUAAAAAUUAUAUGUAGAAGAUUGUUAAUUUUAUAAAAAUGUUUCUUACUGUCUAAAUACUGAUUGUUUUAUAAUUAAUAAAUAAUUUUCAUAAA
Molecule: messenger RNA, 1434 nt
Organism: Diorhabda sublineata
Lineage: Eukaryota; Metazoa; Arthropoda; Insecta; Coleoptera; Chrysomelidae
Exons: 2
Coding region: 76-939 (287 amino acids)
Source: RefSeq, a predicted model, not a curated record